Vicia faba (fava bean) is the source of this 924-nucleotide messenger RNA. Lineage: Eukaryota; Viridiplantae; Streptophyta; Magnoliopsida; Fabales; Fabaceae. The record is from the annotation of a GenBank genome assembly.
AUGUCUGAGAGAACUGUUGUCACGUGGAAUGCUAUGAUUGCUGGUUAUUGUUCGGUAAAAGAUGAAAAUGGAAAAAACGCUGUGGAUGGGUUGUGUUUGUUUAAGGAAAUGUUGAUGGUUGGUGUGAGUGAAGUUAAACCGAAUGAUACUACUUUGGUUUGCUUGCUUUCUGCGGCUUCUCAGUUAGGUAUGAUGGAAAUUGGUGUUUGCAUACACGAGUUUGCGGUGAAGAUGUUGUGUAAGGUUGAAGAUGAUGUGUUUAUAGGGACCGGACUGGUUGAUAUGUAUUCAAAAUGCGGGUGUCUUGAGAGUGCUUUGUAUGUUUUCUGGCGGAUGAAAUUGAGGAAUGUUUUGACUUGGACUGCGAUGACUAUUGGGCUAGCUAUUCAUGGGAGAGGGAAAGAGGCAUUGGAGAUUUUGUAUAAGAUGGGAGGUGAUGGCGUGAGGCCGAAUGAAACGACUUUUACGAGUUUGUUGUCAGCUUGUUGUCACGUAGGGCUUGUUGAAGAAUGGCUUCGGUUGUUUCGUGAUAUGGAACGGAAAUUUGGUGUGGUGCCUCAGAUACAACAUUAUGGUUGUGUUGUUAAUCUUCUUGGACGAAACGGAAACUUGAACGAGGCUUAUGAUUUUAUCAUGGCAAUGCCGAUUAGUCCGGACGCUCUGAUUUGGAGGAGCUUGCUCAGUGCUUGUAAGAUUCAUGGGGAUGUUGUGAUGGGAGAGAAAGUGGGGAGGUUUCUUCUAAAGUUUAAAGAGAAGAGUUAUGAAGAGUUGGCUCAUAAAAGUGAAGAUUUUGUUGCUUUGUCAAAUGUCUAUGCUUCAGCAGAAAGAUGGAAUGAUGUUGAAGUUGUAAGGGAGAAAAUGAAGACUAAGGGUGUUUUUAAUAAGUCUGGUAUUAGCUCAGUUCAAACUUUGAGCACUUCAUAA